GCAUUGAGCUGAUCUGUGAAAAAGACAUUGAUCUUGCGACGCAGGUUCAAGAGCUGCUGGAAUUCCUUCAUGAGAAACAGCACGAGCUGGAGCUUAACGCUGACCAAACUCACAAGAGGUUAGAGCAGUGCCUACAGCUCCGGCACCUACAGGCUGAAGUCAAGCAGGUGCUUGGCUGGAUCCGGAAUGGUGAAUCGAUGCUGAACGCAAGCCUUGUCAAUGCAAGCUCCCUCUCUGAAGCUGAGCAACUCCAGCGAGAGCAUGAGCAAUUUCAGCUGGCCAUAGAGAAGACACACCAGAGUGCCCUGCAGGUCCAGCAGAAAGCCGAAGUGUUGCUGCAGGCUGGGCAUUACGAUGCCGAUGCUAUCAGAGAGUGUGCUGAAAAGGUGGCCCUGCACUGGCAGCAGCUGAUGCUGAAGAUGGAGGACAGGCUCAAACUUGUCAAUGCCUCGGUGGCCUUCUAUAAAACCUCUGAGCAGGUGUGCAGCGUAUUAGAGAGUCUGGAGCAAGAGUACAGACGGGAUGAAGACUGGUGUGGAGGUCGAGAUAAACUUGGACCGGCAGCUGAGAUAGACCAUGUCAUCCCUCUGAUCAGCAAACAUCUGGAACAGAAGGAGGCUUUUCUCAAGGCCUGUACACUGGCACGAAGGAACGCUGAGGUAUUCCUCAAGUACAUCCACAGGAACAAUGUCAGCAUGCCUGGAGUAGCAAGCCAUACAAGGGGGCCUGAGCAACAAGUGAAAGCCAUUCUAAGCGAGCUGCUGCAAAGGGAGAAUCGGGUCCUUCACUUCUGGACCCUGAAGAAGCGAAGAUUAGAUCAGUGCCAACAAUACGUUGUCUUUGAGCGCAGUGCCAAACAGGCCUUAGACUGGAUCCAAGAAACAGGCGAAUAUUACCUCUCCACUCACAACUCCACAGGGGAAUCAGCAGAAGAAACUCAGGAACUCCUGAAGGAAUAUGGGGAAUUCAGAGUACCUGCCAAGCAAACAAAGGAGAAAGUGAAGCUUCUCAUCCAGCUGGCUGACAGCUUUGUAGAGAAAGGACAUAUACACGCCACUGAAAUUAGGAAAUGGGUCACCACCGUUGACAAACGCUACCGUGACUUCUCUCUCAGGAUGGGGAAAUACCGCUACUCCCUGGAAAAAGCCCUUGGAAUCAAUACAGAGGAUAACAAGGACCUAGAAUUAGACAUUAUUCCAGCAAGUCUUUCAGACCGGGAGGUAAAGCUGCGAGAUGCAAAUCAUGAAGUCAAUGAAGAAAAAAGAAAGUCGGCGAGAAAAAAAGAAUUCAUUAUGGCUGAGCUGCUUCAGACAGAAAAAGCUUAUGUCAGGGACUUACAUGAAUGUUUAGAGACUUACCUUUGGGAAAUGACAAGUGGAGUGGAAGAAAUACCCGCUGGGAUCCUUAAUAAAGAACACAUCAUCUUUGGCAAUAUUCAGGAGAUAUAUGACUUUCAUAACAACAUUUUUCUAAAAGAACUGGAGAAAUACGAACAACUGCCUGAGGAUGUGGGCCACUGCUUCGUCACCUGGGCAGAUAAAUUUCAGAUGUAUGUCACCUACUGCAAAAACAAACCUGACUCCAGCCAGCUCAUCCUGGAACAUGCAGGGACUUUCUUUGAUGAAAUUCAGCAAAGACACGGUCUGGCCAACUCUAUCUCUUCUUAUUUAAUCAAGCCUGUCCAGAGGAUCACAAAAUAUCAACUCUUACUGAAGGAACUGCUGACCUGUUGCGAGGAGGGCAAAGGGGAACUCAAAGAUGGCCUGGAAGUGAUGCUCAGUGUCCCAAAGAAGGCCAACGACGCAAUGCAUGUCAGCAUGCUGGAAGGGUUUGAUGAGAACCUGGACGUCCAGGGAGAGCUGAUUCUUCAGGAUUCCUUCCAAGUGUGGGAUCCCAAGUCUCUCAUUCGGAAAGGCCGUGAGAGGCAUUUAUUUCUCUUUGAAAUCUCUUUGGUAUUUAGCAAAGAGAUCAAAGAUUCUUCAGGACACACAAAAUAUGUUUACAAGAACAAGUUACUGACCUCAGAACUGGGAGUGACUGAACACGUUGAAGGAGAUCCUUGUAAAUUUGCUUUGUGGUCUGGACGAACACCAUCCUCAGACAAUAAAACAGUGCUGAAAGCAUCCAGUAUUGAAACAAAACAGGAAUGGAUCAAAAAUAUCCGUGAAGUCAUUCAAGAAAGGAUUAUCCAUCUGAAGGGAGCUCUGAAAGAGCCAAUUCAGCUCCCCAAGACACCAGCAAAGCAGCGAAACAACAGUAGAAGAGAUGGAGUAGAUGAUGCCGACAGCCAAGGAGAUGGCAGCAGUCAACCUGACACCAUUUCCAUCGCAUCCAGGACAUCACAGAACACAGUGGACAGCGAUAAG
This is a messenger RNA of Mesitornis unicolor (brown roatelo), 2366 nucleotides long. Its product is annotated as kalirin. Gene Ontology annotation, cellular component: cytoplasm. The record is from RefSeq and is a predicted model, not a curated record. Gene Ontology annotation, molecular function: protein binding; guanyl-nucleotide exchange factor activity. The annotation marks the transcript as partial. NCBI's taxonomy places the organism in Eukaryota, Metazoa, Chordata, Aves, Mesitornithiformes, Mesitornithidae. The transcript is spliced from 19 exons.